UCCUUCUUGGCCUGUUUACCGUUAGUCGCACUCGGUCUUUCCAGCUCGCUCGUUCGUCCUUCGCUCUGCCAGCGCUGCAAGAGAAUGAAGGGAGGGGGGCAGAUGGAAAAUAAUGGUUGGGGGUGGGUUAAUUCCCCCCUCCCUCUUCCACUGCUGCAUCCUAUUUAGUUACAUUUUGUUAUUGUUGCUGUACUUUGCAUUGUUUUGUGCUGUGUUUUGUUUUGCUGCAGCUCUCGGGCCGUGACUUCGUGUUAUGUACCGUUAUGAUCGUCGGCUCGUCGCUCGUUCGCUGCAUGCGAUUCUUGGUCACUUUAACAAUAGAGUGCAUUCUAAUCAUAAUCAAAGGCAAACGCCUUACCCGAAAUCAAACUACGGAAAUCGGGACCGUUCUGACACCCGGAGUUCAAACCAGGAACGCCAGGAGAGAGAAUAUACCAAUAGAACUGAGUUUCGUGAAAGAAACACUAGAUUCUCCGAUGAGAGACAUUCUGGCAGAUACAGUGAUUAUCACCGUAGAAACCAUUACCACAGAUUUAAGCCAUGGCGAAGUGAGGGCCGAUCCUAUUAUAGGGACAAAGGUGCCAGAGAUUCCUCCAAGUCACGUUAUGAUAAUGAUGUAAAUGAUUUAUCUAAGAUCAGGCAAAGAAACGGACACAACUGUGAUCCGAAUUGCGAUGCUUCCAUACCUGAGUAUGCAGAAGAUAACCAAAGUUGUAUAAAUCACUAUCAAACCGAAGAAAAUAAAAUUGAUUUAGAGCAAUCUAAGGAUCAAGGAGCUAACAGAACCAGCCCCACCGAGCAACUUUCAGAUAUCUCAAAACAAUCUAAUCCAAUUGCAUUAGAGGGCGAUCAGAACAAACAGACGAAUGAGUUGAAGGAGAGCUCCUGUUCUAGCAAGCCAAACAGGGAAUCAAAUGAAACUUCUAAGGCUUCACAGUUUCACGAUCAAAGAUCGGGAGAAGAACUAAACGUAUCCGAGUCCAGUGAUAAUCACUCUGGUGCACAGGCUAGUCAAUCAAUUCCACGCAUCCAAGUGCGCCCCCUUACCAAGCUUCUGAGACAGGAGCUCUUUGCAGUCACCCAGGAGAAUCGUCUGAUCAAAAGUCCCCCUCCAUCCGCAUCACCAGCCAGCCCCAGUCGCCUGGCCUUUAAGCCCAACCUUAGAAAUCGUCGCCGAACAGUGAGCAACUGCAUCUACAAUGCUGGAAGUUUUGGUCAGAUCGCAGAGAGCGAGUCCGUUUUCAAUGAUCGCAUCGCUAGCAUGGACAAGGAGAGUCUAAAGUACAUCAUCAACAAUGGCGACACCAUCUUUGAACCUCACUUACAACUCCAGGCCAGGCGGCGUAUACGUGACGAAAUUCGCCGACAGCUAAAGACGAUUGAGUUGGAGAAGCCCAAGGAUCGUCUGGUAACGAAUUUAGUCGAGGACGAAAUCGUAGAUUCCAUCAAAUUGCCCGCAUUUCUGCUUGAAGAGAUCGAAAAGUGUUUUGGCAUAGACAUAUCAGAGGGCCAGGCAACCAUAGAUUCUGCAGCAGAUAAAGAAGAUACAACAAGGGGUAACGCGGAAAGCCCAGUUCAAGAUACCAAAGAGAAAACGAAGGGAACUUGUAACGGCGGCGAAAGUUUAAAAGAUAUAACAACUAAGAAGACUAAGGAGACUGUUGACGAUAGGAAUCAGUGCGCCAAAUUUAGAAAGCUUCAAAUCGAAAUUGAUAUUAAUGAUAACCACCAUCAAUCAGCAGCCGAUGAGGUUAGCAAUUCGAUUUGUGUAUUGCCUAAAGAUAGCAAAGAUGGUUCUGUAAAACCGAAUAGGGUUAGUAAAAAGGUUUUGCAAGAAAACAAUAAGAAAAAAACUAUUAAACACCCAGAUUCCAUGAAGGGCUCCAAAGCUAAUAUGACAAGUCCGAAAACUGCCGAUGAGCUCAAGAGUUUCGCGGGAAUACACCAAACUAAUAAUCGUCAACAUUUGCUACCAACCCCUACAUGGGAAGUGAAUUCGAAGAGUAAGCACUCCAAACCAAGUCAAUCCGCAUUCAUUAAAAACAACAAAAGUAAUAAUAUAGUAAGUGAUUCGAUAGAUUCGCUUUCUGGAAUCAGUAAGCCCUAUAAAAUGAGAAUUAAAAGGGAAUCAAGCAGCUCACCCAUAUCAGUAAGAUCUUUACCAUCAAAUGAUGUUAUUGAUUUGCUGAGCUCAUCUGACGAAGAGCUGGAAGAGCAUGGCGUGGUGGAUAUGGACAUUGAUGAACAUGAAGGUGAUAUUGAAAAUCAAAACAUAUAUAAGGCCUUGGAAGCUUUGAAGCAAUCGGAACCCUUAGCUGUGGACGAUGUUGAUAGUGAUGACUCCGCCAGCUCCCAAUGCAGCAGUAAAUCCACAAAAAGGCGACGCAGGCUGAAGCUACAAAACGAUGCAGAAAAUGUGGUUGACAGUUUCGAAAAAUUGAUCCUUCCCCAUCUUCGGGAGGCUCUCAGCGAUCGCUAUCGUCGCCAGCAUUCAAGUAGCCUGCAGAGUAGAUUGCACUUUAUAUCCUGUGUAGUGACAAGCUCCGAGCACAAUGCACACACCUUUAGUAAAAUUGAGGUAGCCAAGAUGCAAAUGAAUCUCAAAGCAGCCGACAACCGCCAAGCUAUUGAAUUUCUUCUAAGAGAGAUUGUCAACGUGGUGAGUCUUCAGAAACAGCGUCGUCGGGAGCAGGACGAAGAGCAAAAGCUUGCAAAUUUAUUAAGCCCCAGAAAAACCGUAAACACAUCUGAGGAAACUCCUAAGACGUCAACACUAUGUCCAAUCCAGCACGGUUUUAUUCCAUGUCAGAAACCUCCAUCUUCUCCUGCCCGCCAAUCAACACCUCCAAUUCAGCAGAGUUCUCCAGUUGUAUUAGCCUUUCAGAAACAUCAAUCGUCUCCUGACCACCAAUCCUCACCGCCAUUUCAGCAGAGUCCUUCUUUCGAAACUGCUGAGCAGAGUUUUCCAACGGCCCUUCAGAAAACUCAAUUUUCUCCUGCCCGCCAAUCUACAACGCCCAUCCAGGAGAAUCCUAAGUACUCAUCUGGACAGUGGUGGGGUUCAGCUAGUCAGAAAACUCAAUCUUCUCCUGCUCGCCAAACUACACCUGUCGAAGAUGAUUUUGAAAACCCAUUUCCUAACCAAGGAAAACCUCCCUCUUCGGCGAAACUGGAAUCCUUCAAAGAUGGGUUACCAUUUCUCUCCAUGGAUUCUACAUUAUAUAAUUAUUCUCGAUUAGCUUCUGGAUCAAAAAUAAACGAACCUUUCGGAAAUUCGGACGACAUGGAGCAGCAUUUGGUUGAAAUUGAGCGUCAACUGAUGAAACAUGAAAAUCGUUAUAGCUUUCUUGACGAUAUAAUAAUAAAGUUUCAAAAGGAGAAAUCUGAAGUCGGGAUGGUUAUUCUAGAACUAAAGAGUCGGAAGUUUCUAAUUAUUAAUUCAAUGGCUUCUAGAAAUCAAGCUGCUUCUGCUCAAGUGGCUGACUCCAAAAGCAAACCACAUAAAGCUGAAACUGCUCAAGAAUCAGCACACGAGGAUAGUUUCAGCAAAGGAGGGAUAGCCAGACGAACUAGAAGUAGAUUAAGAAGAACUGUGUUGGUCCUGGCACCCAAGCGUCAAGUAAGGGUACAAAAACGAGUUUCCAAAAAACCAAAAUCUUCCAAAUUAGUGGAGAAAUCCCAUGAAGAGAUUGCUGAACAAACGACGAAUAAAAUGGAUUCUGAAGCGUCCAAUCAAUUAAAUAUCAAUGAAGAUCGGUUGAAAGUGUCAGCUGGUGACCAAGUAGCCGAUUAUUCUCCCACUGCCAAACUUGCACGCCUGAGCAAGCCCAGUAUUGCUGUUAAUCCAACCCAUCAACCACUGGCUAUAAUACCACCACUACCACCGCCACCGCCACCUCCGGAACCAAUCUGCCACAUGUCCUAUGAAGCACCCAGCUCUUUUCUUAAGGAACCACCACACGAACCUGGUUGCCACUGGUCAGAGGUCGACUCCAAAGACAAGUGUUCUGUAGAUUUUGUGACGAAGGGGAAAUUGCAAAAUGUUGGCAGCCCCAUAACUCAAAUAAAGAUCUACCGGGAACACGUGAUAGCCGCAGCCGAGGAUGGAGACAUCUACGUGUUUCACCUAGUCACUCACAAGCUGGAGCAAAAGAUCACCAAGCACAGCGAGGCUAUUACGAAUAUGUUCCUCAGCGAAAAGGAUUCUAUUCUUUACACCACCUCAGCGGAUGGUUUUUUUAAGAAGUCCUCACUCCUGAAUCUGGAGCGGGUCUUUGAAACGGUGUACCUUAAAGAGCCAUUGCAGUCAAUGGACGUCGCUUGGGGAUUGGCCUUUAUUGGCAGCCGAUGGGGUCAAAUAUCUACCUUCAACGUGGUGACGAACAAGGUGAUGGAAAAGCCUUUGGUAUCAACCGGUCAAUCCAUCAUUGCCAUCAAGGCCACCAAGGAAGGUGUGCGGAAGAUCCUUGUGCUGGGAUGCAAAGGAAACUUUGUCCAGAUGCAUGAUGCGGGCAACGGAUUGCUGCUGCGUCACGUAUUUAUUGCAGAGGGUUUAAAUGUCUACAGUCUGCUCCUUGAUGAGGGACACAUUUAUUGCGGAACGCAGAAAAACGAGAUAUAUCAAUUGGAGUUUGUUUCUGGCAACUUGGUCACCAAGUUUAGCUGUGGCAAUGGCGCUGUUGCUGUUGCGUCCUACGGAGAUCGUUAUUUGCUAGUCGGCUGCUACGACGGCUAUAUUUACGUCCUGAACAAGAUAACCGGAACUCAAGUUGGUCGUUUCGCGGGCGCUGGUCGCAUGGUUUUGGCCCUUUCAGUUGUAGGCGAUAAGAUCGUCACAUCUUCGAAGGAUAACUCGCUGGAGAUUCUGGAGGUGCCCCCCGAUUUGGUAAAUGGCUAUUAAGACGCGUAUCACCAUUGGUAUAAAUCUGCUUUAAUUUAAUAAUUUCUACACACAGACGUGUUUGCAUAAUACAAUUUAAUGGUCUAGUCCUUGAUUGCGGACUUAUAAUUCGUUCUCUGUAUUUGCAAUUGAAUAUUACAUUUUUUGCAUUUUUGCAAUUGAUCUACUUGAAGAAUAUUUCUUCGCCAUGAACAAGUAUAAACGAAUAAAAAGAGAACAUCCAGUAAAAUUAUGAUACGUAAAA
Molecule: messenger RNA, 5144 nt
Organism: Drosophila simulans
Lineage: Eukaryota; Metazoa; Arthropoda; Insecta; Diptera; Drosophilidae
Exons: 7
Coding region: 254-4900 (1548 amino acids)
Molecular function (GO): protein binding; RNA binding
Source: RefSeq, a predicted model, not a curated record